AUGGUUCAACAAAUGAGUGUGUUAAUGAGUACAUCCAACAAAAAGCGUUCUCAAGGCCACGGGAAGUGUGAGGUUCAGACAGAUAGGUUUUCAGGGAGCGUCCUCUGGGUACUGCUGCUGAAAUGUCGGGAGAAGAGGUUGAGAUGCUGGAUUAGAUUUAGGCUGUCCUUUUGGGAUUCAAUUAGGGUUGGUGGUGAAAUGGAGCCUGUGGUAGUUGAGCCCAAGAGGCGGGGAAGAAAGCGGAAGAAAAUUGAUGAACCAAACGUGAUGGAUUCUAAUGUCGGCAAAAGGGUAAAAGAGACGAGGUCAUUAAAAAUCGUGGGAAGAUAUGUUAGGAAAGAGUUUGGCUGCAGUGGGGUAUUCUUGGGGAAAGUUGUGUGUUAUAAUACCGGUUUGUAUAGGAUAAACUACGAGGAUGGGGAUUUUGAGGAUCUGGAUAGUAUGGAAGUUAAGGGGUUUUUAGUGGAAGAUUGCGAUUUAAAUGGUGAGUGGUCUGAGAGGAAAUCAAAGUUGGAUGCGUUAUUAUUAGGUAAAGACGUAAAUGCAAAGAUUUUGGAAGUUGAUGCACUGGAGGCACCAAAAGCGAACCUGGCUGAUUCAUCAGCGCAUAAUGAGAUGAGCAAUGGUGAAACAAGCGCCAAUGUAGUAAUGGAUGCUCUUAAUGAUAGUAAUGAUGAUGCCAAUGCUGAUGUUUUGAGCGAUUCAUGCGAAGAUUUUCAAGGGCAGGAUGCUAAUGUCGAGAUGGAAGGGCCCCUUAUUCCACCACCAGAAUUACCUCCUUCUUCUGGGCAUAUUGGGGUUCCAGAGGAGUAUGUGUCUCACCUUUUCGCAGUUCAUGGUUUCUUACGGUCGUUUAGCUUGCAGCUGUUUCUAUACCCCUUUGGAUUAGAUGAUUUUGUGGGUGCACUCAAUUGGCCUGUCGCGAAUACAUUGUUGGACUCUGUUCAUGUUGCUCUGUUGCGUGUCCUGAAACGCCACAUUGAGAGGCUCUCAUCAGAAGGUUCGGAUCUUGCAUCAAAAUGCUUGAGGUGUCUGGACUGGAGCUUGUUGGAUAACUUAACUUGGCCAAUCUACUUGGUCCACUAUCUGAUGGCGAUGGGUUACAAAAGGGGAACUGAGGGCAAAAAAUUCUACACCCAUACCUUGGAGAGAGAUUAUUACACUUUAUCGCCUGGACAAAAAUUAUUGCUUUUGCAGAUUUUAUGUGAUGACGUUAUGGAUUCUGAAGAACUGAGAGAAGAAAUGGAAAUUCGUGUAGAAUCAGAAGUAGGAGUAGACGCUGAUAUGGAUACAGUGAUCAGACCUAGUGUUGGAGCCAGUAGAAUUCGUUCUAGAUACAAUAAAGCAUCUGCAUCCAAGGGUGUUGAAGCAAGUAUCUCAGAGCAUCAUGACAUCAAAUCUUCAGUGGAUAAUCAUUCGACUCAGCUAGGCGAACAAAUUGGGACUUCAUCUGAUGAUGAUAGUAAUGGUGAUGAAUGUCGUAUUUGUGGCAUGGAUGGAUUGCUUUUAUGCUGUGAUGGGUGCCCGUCGUCAUAUCACUCGAGAUGCUUAGGACUGAGCAAGACGCAUAUGCCAGACGGUUCCUGGUAUUGUCCUGAGUGUAAAAUAGAUGCAACUGAACCUAAAAUUUUACGAGAAACUGCUCUUAGGGGAGGGCAAAAUUUUGGUGUCGAUCCAUACCAACAAGUUUUUGUUGCGACUUGUGACCAUUUACUCGUAUUGGAAGCCUCAAAUAACUCUGAAAUAUGUCUCAAAUACUACAAGAAGCAUGACAUUCCCAGACUUCUCCAUUGUCUUUAUUCAAACACAGAGCAUGCCGUCACAUAUAUGGAAAUAUGCAAGGGGAUCAUGCAGUAUUGGGAACUACCUGAAGACAUUUUACCUAGCCUCCCAAUGUCUGAAGUUGGAAUGCCAGUGGCAAAUGAAAGAGGGGUCGGUGAAUAUAACAGUUAUUUGGAUAAUUUAUUGGAAACUGGAUGUUAUCAGAAUGGUAAAAAUGCAGCAGACAUGGCUGCUUCAAGUCUUACUAAGUCUCUGCAGGAGCCUGUCGAAAAUGAGAAUUCUUUGGAUAAAGUAUCCAUAUCCGAUCAGUUUGGUAAUGAAGAUUUUAAUAGAGAACAGUCUGUUUCAGUUAUGAACACGUCAAUUGUUGAGCACAUUCCAUUUGGUGGUUUAACAGGCCACCCUGCUGACACCAACGAGUUAAGCAAACAAAGUCAACAGAGUGGUACAGGAGCUGUUCCCAACACCACAAUAACCUGCCAUGCUAAUAACAGUGAUCCGGAGUGUGGUGCUACCAAUGGAUCUCACAUAUCGCGUUCACACCUGAGGCUAACUAUUAAGUUUGACAGCAAGUGUCGUGGAAAUCCAUCUGGUGGUUGCUCGUACACAGGCUCUUCCUUCAAGACAUCUGGUUAUAUAAAUAAUUACCUGCAUGGAGAUUUUGCUGCUUCUGCAGCUGCUAAGUUGGCCAUUCUUUCAUCUGAAGAAAGCCAAGUUCUUGAGGCCCGCUCUUCAAAUAAUCGCCGAAAAGGUAUGUCGGACAAUAUUUCACUUCAGGUAAAAGCUUUCUCUGCAGCAACUACGAGGUUUUCCUGGCCGAAUCCCGAGAAGAAGCUUGUGGACAUACCUAGGGAAAGAUGCUCCUGGUGCUUUUCAUGUAAAGCUACAGUGUCAAGCAAGAGAGGCUGCUUGUUAAAUGCAGCUGCUUUAAAUGCCAUCAGAGGGACAGCAAAAGUUCUGGCAGGUGUCCGUCCUUUAAAGAAUGGGGACAGUAGACUUGCUGGCAUGACCGCAUACAUCUUGUAUAUUGAGGAGAGCUUGAGUAGUCUUGUUAUCGGUCCUUUCCAUAAUGAUUCUUUUCGGAAAAGGUGGCGUAAGCAAGUUGAACAGGCUUCUAGUUGCAAUGCAAUAAAGAUCCUUUUGCUUGAACUUGAGGAGAAUGUACGCCCAAUUGCCUUCUCUGGAGACUGGGUAAAGGUUGUUGGUGGCUGCUCAACUCAACCUUCCAGUGUUCAGAUUGCAGCAAAUGCUGCUGGAUCAGUUCAGAAGCGUAAACCGGGAAGGCGUGGUAGGAAACCUUCUGCCGUUGUAGAAGUUGCAACUGAUGUUUGCGUGGACUCGUCGAAUGACUUUACCUGGUGGAGAGGAGGUACAUUGUACAAGAUUAUGUCUCAAACAGCGAUCCUUCCACGUUCAAUGAUUAGGAAAGCUGCCCGUCAAGGUGGUUCAAAGAAUAUACCUGGAGUACAAUAUGUUGGAGGACAUGAGACCCCUAAAUGUAGCAGGCGGCUUAUCUGGCGGUCAGCGGUUGAAAUGAGUAGGAACAUAGCACAACUUGCACUUCAGAUUCGAUACCUUGACUUCCAUGUGAGGUGGAGUGAUCUCGUUCGUCCAGAACAGGGCCCCCCUGAUGGAAAAGGCCCUGACACAGAAGCUUCUGCUUUUAGAAAUGCUUCUAUUUGUGAUAAAAAAGUUCUGGAACAUGAGAUAAGAUACUGCGUUGCUUUUGGUAGUCAGAAACAUUUGCCCUCUCGUGUGAUGAAAAAUGUAGCAGAAGUAGAGAAAUUCCAUGAUGAUGGAAAGGAGAGAUACUGGUUCUCUGAGACGCGCAUCCCUUUAUAUCUGAUUAAGGAUUAUGAAGAGAAAGUGGAGAAAAGCAACUCUGUGGAUGUUCUGUCUAAACUGCAGAGGAGGCAGCGGAAAGCUUCUCAAAAGAGUAUUUUCUACUAUCUCUGGCGGAAGCAAGAUAAUACGGCCAAGAGUCGUUGUUGUUCGUGUCAUCAGGAUGUCCUGCAUUGGAAUGCUGUCAAAUGCAGUGCUUGCCAAGGUUUAUGCCAUGAAAAUUGUGUCACCAGCAUGACAGGUCAUACGAACACUGAAGACAAUUUUAUAAUCACUUGCCAGCGUUGCUCUGAGACACGUGCCGUUAAUCAGGACCCGCAUAGCUACGGGUCCCCAACAAGCCCAUUGCUUCUUCAAGUCCGAGAUGUCCCUAAAGCAGUUACCUCCAGCAAACGUGUCAAAGUAGUCGGUCAUAAAGCAUCACCGGCAUCUUUUGAGCCACAAAAGCGUACUAAGGAGAUGAAAUCUUGUAAUGACUUGGGAACAGCUAAUAAAAAUAAAAUUAGGCAUUGGGGCCUAAUAUGGAGGAAGAAUAAUUGUGAAGACACUGGCGCUGAUUUCAGACUGAAAAAGAUCAUUCUGAGAGGCAAUCCGGAUAAAAACCCUGAGAGACCCGAUUGCUGCCUUUGUUCUAAACCGUACAAUGCCGAGCGGAUGUACAUCAACUGUGAAACAUGCGACCAUUGGUUUCAUGCGGAGGCCCUUGAACUGGACGAGUCUCAGAUUUUCGACUUGUUGGGGUACAAAUGCUGCAAGUGUCGUAGGAUAAAACGCCCCCAUUGUCCGUACAGUGAUAAGGUAAAAAAGAAGAAAACGAAGGGCAGAAAUCCUAAACUCGAUAUUCAGGAUAUGGACUCCAAUUCUCAGUCGAGCUUUGAGACCUUUUUAGAAGACGGACAACUUCAUCCCACAUUACACCAAAAUGAAGCAGUAGGAGAUGAUACCCUUCUCCUUUCUCUCUCUGAACUUGGGCAGUGCACCCAAACAUCCGAACCGGAACACGAAUGGAAUAACUCAAACGUAUCUUUUUCCGGGCCAAGGAAGCUGCUGGUCAGAAGACAUAUCAAGCAAGAAAGCAAUAAUUCAUCAGUUCCAUUUGAAGCAAAUUUCAACUCCACUGGGAAAUUACCAGUUAGGAAAAAUGCAAAGAGGGAAAGCAGGUCAGAUUGUUAUCCAGAAACAACCAGCCCUUUGGAAUUCAACGGCACUACCCCUGUGCGGGACCCGUUAUCCUCUCAAGCGCAAUGGGAUGUUCCCGAUAACAGCUUUGACGACGGUGUAAUGUUGGACUAUGAUGGUAUUGGUUAUGAUGACAAUACGGAUUUUGAACCUCAGACAUAUUUCUCUUUCAAUGAACUGCUUGCGCCUGAUGAAAAUGAGUCACACGAAAAUGUUGUUGUGGGAGAUUUGGAAAAUCUGUCUGUUCUUCCAGAAAAUGAAAUAGUUGAGAUAUCAUAUGAUGAGGGGGAACCAAUUGUCUCUGUGGGGACCACUAUUGAGGUUCAGCCUUGUAAAUUUUGUUCCCUGACCGAACCUCGUCCGGAGCUUUGCUGUCAAGUGUGUGGUAUUUCGGUCCAUAGCAGCUGUUCGCCCUGGCUCGAGUCUUCAUCUUUGGAGGAAUGCUGGAGGUGUGGCGAUUGUCGGGAGUGGCGGUAA
Molecule: messenger RNA, 5280 nt
Organism: Striga hermonthica
Lineage: Eukaryota; Viridiplantae; Streptophyta; Magnoliopsida; Lamiales; Orobanchaceae
Source: the annotation of a GenBank genome assembly